AUGCCUGCACACAAGAGAGGUCCUUGGUCCCAGCAGGAGGAUCACAUCCUCAUGAGCCUUGUCCACUCUCAGGGCGCCCACAACUGGGUCCGCAUCUCGAGCAUGAUGGGCACUCGCUCUCCCAAGCAGUGCCGUGAGAGAUAUCACCAGAACCUGAAGCCCAACCUCAACCAUGACCCCAUCACUCCCGAGGAGGGUGAGUUGAUUGAGCAGAUGGUUGCCGAGAUGGGCAAGCGCUGGGCCGAGAUCGCUCGUCGCCUGCGCGGCCGCAGCGACAACGCUGUCAAGAACUGGUGGAAUGGUGGCAUGAACCGCCGCAGACGCAACGCCCAACGCCGUGCCGAGAUGGAAGCCCGUCAGCAGCAACAGCACACCCAGCAGCAGAUGAUCGGCCAGCCCGGCCAAAUCGUCCAGCAGCACCUGCCCGAGCAGACCAUGUACUUCAACUCUGCCAUGCAAAGGCCCCAGUACUUCGACCAGAACCAGCUGCCUGCCAUCUACCAGCAACAGGCACACAUUGCCUCGCAGCACGCACACUAUCCUCAGACCCUGGGUGUUCCUCAGUUCGGUCGCACUCUUCGUGCGUCUCCUUUCGAGAGUCCUUUACCUUCACCUGGUGCUUACUCUCAAAUUUCGGCAGACGGCGCUCCUUCCCUAGUUUCAGACGCUUCUUCCUACUCGCAGCGCUCNCCCCACGGCACAUCUCCCGUUGAGCUCCCUCCUCUCAGUCAGCAAGACCAGCGAUACGUCGACCGUCGCCCUUCCAGCUCGUACAUGCAGCAGCAGCAGCAACAGCAACGCCUGGUUGUUCCCGGCCAGGAGGGUUACCAGAUUCCCAUGCAAAUGUCUCGCUCCGAGGACGGCACCAAGCGUCCUCAAAUGCUCCAGGAGGCCUUCAACCCUCAAGCUGCCAUGAUGUACCGCCAGGCUCAGGAGUACCCUCAGAUGCAAUACCCUCACCAAGCACCUCUUCCCCACGUCUACCAACAAAUGGCUCCUCAACACCAUUUCUCACACAUGCCUCCCCACAUGGCUGGCGCUCCUCAGCACCACUCGCUUGACCCCGAGCUUGCUCAGGAUGGCGGUGAUGGCAAGGAGAGCCCCAAGGAGAAGAUGAGAUUGUCUGCCAUUGUUGCCAACUAA
Messenger RNA from Aureobasidium uvarum, 1143 nucleotides. The record is from the annotation of a GenBank genome assembly. NCBI's taxonomy places the organism in Eukaryota, Fungi, Ascomycota, Dothideomycetes, Dothideales, Saccotheciaceae.